AGCUCACUGCCUGCGCUCACUAUGGAAGCGUUCCAGCAUCAGCUACUCACUCUUACUGGGGGCCUUAUCUCUUUCUGUACUCUGGUAAAAUGCAUCAGAUUUAUGAAAUAUGUCUUCCGACAUAUCUGGAGUGCUUUACCUCAGACUUUUUUUCGGUCGCUGGGAGAAUGGGCAGUGGUCACAGGAGCAGGAGAUGGACUUGGAAAAGCAUACUCCUUUGAGCUGGCAAAACGCGGAUUAAAUGUAGUUAUGAUAAGCAGAACUCUUGAAAAACUGCAGAGAGUAGCCUCUGAAGUUGAGCAGACCACAGGUCAAAAGGUGAAGAUUAUACAAGCAGAUUUCACUAAAAAUUCAGUAUAUGAAAACAUUGAAAAAAGUCUGCAGGGCUUGGAUAUUGGUGUUCUGGUUAACAACGUUGGAAUGCUUCAUAAUCCUCUUCCGUGCCGUUUCCUUGAUGGACCAGACAUAGAUGAGAAUCUCAUCAACUGCAACAUACUUUCUGUUAUAAAGAUGACAAAAAUAAUACUGAAACAAAUGGAACCAAGACAGAAAGGUCUCAUUCUGAAUCUGUCUUCUGCUCUGGGUACUUUCCCUUGUCCAUUAUACACAACGUACUCAGCUUCUAAGGCUUUUAUAAGCACUUUCUCCAAAGCACUGCAAGCAGAGUACAAGGCAAAGGGAAUUAUCAUACAGGUAGUGACCCCUUUUGGUAUUUCUACUCCAAUGACAAUGUACCAAAAACCUGGUCUUAUUACAAAGACGGCAGAAGAGUUUGUUCGUGAAUCACUGAAUUAUGUCACCUCUGGAGAUCAGAUUUUUGGAUGCUUAGCCCACGAAAUGCUGGCAUGUGUCCUGCAGUUCAUCCCUUUGUGGGUGUUCCACAGCAGCAGACUUCAAGAAGCAGUCCUGUGUGCAUUUACCAGUUAUCUGAAGAAGAGGUGGAGGAACCCCUAACAGUCAUUUUUUUCCAGAAGAUGCAUGAUAGGGAACUUCAACAAGAUGCCUUUUUCUGUGCCUCUGUGUGUGUGAACGUGAAAGGAAUUAAAUCAGUUUGACCCACAGCUCCACUGAAAUCUCCUAUUACAUGCUGUGAUUCAAUCCAGUGAAUCUAUUAAGUAAAUUCAUUCCUAUCCUUUUACAAGGAUGAUAAAAUUUGUUAAAGCUGUUCCAGUAACUUCUGUGGGCCUUAGGUUCUUAGAAAUCCAUGUGACUCUUUCAACAUAAGCUUGGAGGCUCCAGAUAUUUACACUUAUUUGGUGUUCAUUAAUAAAAACAUGCUUCACUUUAUUUUUAAACUUGUUCACAGUGUAUUUUGAUGCUUUCAGUAAUUGUUUUCUGUCUUCGAUUUCUUCUGAAAGGUCAAGGAAAUUUGCAAGAAAACAAAAAGAAAGCUUUCAGUGUGUAAGGUACACACUGGAGUUUUGUAAGUCUGCAACCAUAAGAAAUGUAUUUCUGUCCAGAGCCUGUGAAUGACUUAAUCUUCUGCAAUACCUGAUACAAUCUGGAGGAGUCAGGAGCACAGGCAAAAAAAAAAAAAAAAAAGCAGUAAUUCUGCAUUCCUGGAUAAAUCCAUGAGACAAAUCCGUUGAGUGUAGAUACAUAGGAAGAGCACAGUAGAUGCUUUUUAAAAGUGCUUCAACAAUGCAAUUAUCAGAUGCAGUCAUCAUGGGUUCCCAAAGGGGAAGUCUUGUUUAACUAAUAUGAUAGCCUUCUAUCAUUAGGUCUGGCAUCUUGUGGAUGAAGGCAAGGUGUAGCUUUUCUUGAUAUUAAUGAGGCUUCUGGAACUGCCUCUCAACAUUGUUCUGGACAUGUCAAACUGUGGGAUGAGUGGGUUUAUGGUGUGCUGCUGGGUGAAGAACUGACUUUGUGACAAGCCUCAAAGGGCUGUCAUUAAUGGGGCUACAUCAGGCUGAUGACUAGCCAUCAACAGUGUUCCUCAGGGCUCAGUUCUAGGGCCAGUUCUGUUCAACAGGUUUAGCCAUGAUCUGGUUACACCAUAAGCAAGUUUGCUGGUGGUACCAAACUGGGAGGUGCUGUUGACUCUGCAAAAAAAAGUGUUGAGCUGUGGGAGUACUGCAGUGUCACAGUAGCAUUGUUUGCCUGGGAGGUCAUCCUGGUGUGAAACCUUUCUCCAGAAUUCCCUAAGAUGAAAUAGAUGUGAUUACUACUGAAUAGGAUAAAGCUUAAUAGAUGUCACCCCUGUCCCCCCAGAAGAAAUUCUGCCUACUAGUUUUAGUGUACUAUAAAUGGAAGUUUUAACUUUCAGUUUGUGUAUGUGGAAGUAUAGAUUUCAAGAUAUAUUUGCUGAUUUUUAAGGAAGCAGUGUGCUAGAUAUUUCUUUUCAGUUCUUUUAUCAAUAAAACAAAGCAAUGGAUAAA
Molecule: messenger RNA, 2378 nt
Organism: Pogoniulus pusillus (Red-fronted tinkerbird)
Lineage: Eukaryota; Metazoa; Chordata; Aves; Piciformes; Lybiidae
Gene: HSD17B3
Product: hydroxysteroid 17-beta dehydrogenase 3
Exons: 11
Coding region: 22-954 (310 amino acids)
Biological process (GO): steroid biosynthetic process
Cellular component (GO): endoplasmic reticulum
Molecular function (GO): testosterone dehydrogenase (NADP+) activity
Source: RefSeq, a predicted model, not a curated record